This is a messenger RNA of Achroia grisella, 2031 nucleotides long. RefSeq names its product ELAV-like protein 1. The transcript has a single exon. The record is from RefSeq and is a predicted model, not a curated record. The coding region runs from base 370 to 1449 and encodes 359 amino acids. Gene Ontology annotation, cellular component: ribonucleoprotein complex. Lineage: Eukaryota; Metazoa; Arthropoda; Insecta; Lepidoptera; Pyralidae. Gene Ontology annotation, molecular function: RNA binding.
AAGAAAGUGAAGUGAAAGAAAUGAAUUUACGGGAUUAGGUCGCAACUCGCAUAGAUUUUUGGUUGAUUUCCUUUUCACUUUGCUUUAAUAUUCUAUAUAGCAUCUAAUAAACUAUAGUUUAUUUGUGUUUCUUGUUAUAUUUUGAUUCAACGAACUCGGUGCCGUAUCACCAAAAACAGGAUAGGUACAGAAGUGACCAGGCAUCUUAUUGAUUUUCUUACCUUGCAUAUGCUUUCAAGUAACGCGAAGUGCUGUUAUUAAAUCCACCAAGGAAUCUAUGAUCUGAUUUGCUUUUGUUAAUAUUUCCUAUCAAAAGUCACUGAUUUAGUGACAUUUCACCUUAUUCGGUGUAAAUAGAAAUCAUUAAAAAUGAUGGCAAACGCUCUCGACACCGUGAACGCAAACCAGCCCACGCAAAAUGGUAGUAAGGUGCAACCUAGCAAUAACGAGUCAAAAACGAAUCUAAUAGUGAAUUAUUUACCGCAAACGAUGACACAAGAAGAAAUACGAUCGCUGUUCUCGAGCGUCGGCGAAGUAGAAAGUUGCAAGCUAAUUAGAGACAAAGUGACUGUGUUCCCUGACCAUAUCUUGAACGGUCAGAGUCUUGGAUAUGCUUUCGUCAAUUAUCACAAGGCGGAGGACGCGGAGAAAGCUGUGAACACGCUGAAUGGCUUGAGAUUACAGAACAAAAUCAUUAAAGUCUCGUACGCCCGCCCCAGUUCUGAUGCUAUCAAAGGCGCUAACUUGUACGUGUCGGGUCUGCCGAAACACAUGACGCAGCAAGAACUGGAGAAACUCUUCAGUCCUUAUGGCACUAUCAUCAGCUCGCGGAUCCUGCAUGAAAAUGUGAACGUGAGUCACUUGUUACAAGUUGGAGGUGAUGACCAGUCCAUCCAGGGGCCGUCGAGAGGUGUAGCAUUCAUCAGGUAUGAUCAACGUUGCGAGGCUGAGGCAGCUAUACGUGAGUUGAAUGGAACUGUACCUCCAGGUGGUACGGGACCGAUGACAGUCAAGUGUGCUAACAACCCCAGUAAUCAGAAUAAGGCACUCGCUCCAUUGGCUGCAUACUUGGCUCCGACAUCCACUCGUCGCUUCCUUCCAGCUGGUAAGGCACUCCUAGCGAUCAACAAAGGUCUCCAAAGAUUUUCUCCCUUAGCUGAUCCCCUCAUACAAGGUAACGCGUUAGGUGGUUCAGGCUGGUGCAUCUUUGUGUACAAUAUCGGGGCUGAUACUGAGGAGAGUGUAUUGUGGCAGCUCUUUGGCCCGUUCGGUGCCGUCCAGAGUGUUAAAAUAAUAAGAGAUCCGACAACCAACAAAUGCAAAGGCUACGGUUUUGUCACCAUGACCAAUUAUGAUGAUGCAGUCGUUGCUAUUCAGUCACUGAAUGGAUACUCGCUCAAUGGCCAGGUGCUGCAGGUCAGCUUCAAAACGAACAAGAGUAAAUCUUAAACUAUUCAAAAUCUAGUCAAUAAAUUGUAGCUAAUACAAAAAUGUUGAUCAUUACCACGUCAUGGUUUGGCAUCGUCUUGAUUAAUGUUAGUACUGAGUAGAAAAUGGAUGCAAAUCAUGACAUUAUACCAGUUUGAACCAUAUUCGUUCAAAUAAGUACAAACUCAUCACAUUAAUAAUGUAUGAAACAAAUGCAAGUGAAUGGCAAAGUGUUUCAUUAUGACUUCAAUAUUUUACUUUUUUAAACAUAAUAAUCUUAAGUCAUUUGUAAUUAUUGAGUUAGCAAUAGAUAUCUGAAAGCAUUUUACUGCUGAUUUUUUUACUAAAAAAGACUAAUAAAAAGGUAUUAUUAAGCCAGUCAGAGGCUAAUAUUUAUUGCUAACUCAUACUCGGCUGUAUAUGAGAAUUUUCUGCAACAUAGUACAAAUAUUCAAUUUUUUUAUAUCCAAUUCCAAGUUUCAUAAGAGAGAUAAGUGUGAUCUUCCUUAAAUAUUUACUGUAUUUGCUAUUAAAAUUCUCAUUUACAGUUAGGUGCAGCUAUAGGAUAUACAAUAGGAGAAUACUAGCAGUUUAUAAUCUAUA